CUCGACCAAACUGCAGCACGGACUCAUUUCUCCACGCACCAGCUCUGAGUGAAUGCUCACUCAGCAGGGGUGUUUUGAGAUAGUAGCGCGCUGUGUGUGCGUGUGCGUGCGUGUGUGUGUGUGAGAGUGUGUGUGUGUAUGCGUGGUGGUGGUGGUGGUGGGGGCAGAGGGGAGCAGCUCACCCACCUCCACCUUUCCCGUUCAAAGAGGCUGCAAUCAGGAGAAUGGGCAAAUCGGAAAGUCAAAUGGACAUCAUGGAGAAAUCGAGCAAAUCUGGAAAACGCGGCUGGACGGUGGCUGAAAUUGGCCUGUCUGUGCUCCUCCUUCUGGUCAGCUGCGCCCUGGCCGGCUUGGUGGUCCUCUACACAUCUGCGCUGAAAGAACAAUCUCAGCGCUCGACCGUGUCGCGGAGCUCAGCGGACUUCGGAGGUCAGCUGUUUCGCUCCAACCUCAACAGUGUGUGCACAACUGCAGACUGUGUCACAGCAGCGUCACGGCUCCUGCAGAACAUGGAUGCGUCGGUGAAGCCUUGCGAUAACUUCUAUCAGUACGCCUGCGGGGGUUGGCUGGAGCGCCACGUCAUCCCCGAGACCAGCUCGCGUCACAGCGUCUUUGACAUCCUCAGGGACAAGCUGGAGAUUGUACUUAAAGGCGCUUUAGAGACGGAGAGAGAAGAAGAGAGAGAUGCCAUCAAGAAGGCCAAAGUCCUUUACACCUCCUGCUUGAAUGAAAGCCUCAUCGAGCAACGCGAUUCUCAGCCCCUGCUGAGCCUCAUCGACAUUAUCGGCGACUGGCCUGUGGCUUCUGCGGACUGGAACGCAACCUCUGAGGAAGAAUGGAGUCUCGAGGACACCCUCGCCAUAAUGACGGCUCGCUUUCACAAGAAGGUUCUCCUGGACAUGUACGUGUGGACCGACGACCGGGAUUCUCAACGUCAUAUCGUUUACAUCGACCAGCCAGGACUUGGAAUGCCAUCGCGAGAUUACUAUUUUAACGAUGGAAACUACAAAAAGGUACGAGAGGCCUACCUCCACUUCAUGGUCUCCAUCGCCAAGAUGACCCGGGAAGACAGGAACUUGACACAGGAUGAUGAGGGUGUGUGGGAGGAGAUGAUGCAAGUGUUGGACCUGGAAACAGAAAUCGCCAACGCCACAUUGCCAGCCGAGGAGCGGCAGGACGUCACCGUACUUUACAACAAGAUGACGCUGAACGAGCUGCAGAGCACAUUCAGCUUUAACGGUUUUAAUUGGACACGGUUUAUCCGGGGUGUGCUAUCCAGCGUGUCUCUGGAAGCGCAGCUGGAAGAGGAAGUGGUGGUAUAUGGCUCGCCGUACCUGGACAAGAUGAACGAAGUCCUCUCCAGACACAGUGUUCGAACAAUGCAGAACUACCUCACCUGGCAGCUGGUCAUCGAUCGAGUUAACAGCCUGAGUCGACGUUUCAAAGAAACCAGAGCCCGUUAUAGGAAGACUCUGUAUGGCACCACGGUGGAGGAUGCCUGGUGGCGAGAGUGUGUCCGUUACGUCCAGAGCAGCAUGGAAAAUGCUGUCGGUGCCCUUUACGUGCGUGAAACGUUUGCUGGAGAAAGCAAACGAAUGGUCAGUGAUCUCAUCGGAAAGAUUCAGACGGCAUUUGUCGAAACACUGGAGGAGCUAAGGUGGAUGGAUGCACCCUCCAAGGAGAAGGCCAGAGAAAAGGCCAUGGCCAUCAAAGAGCAUAUCGGCUAUCCAGAUCACAUUCUGCAAAACAGUAACCACAAACUGGACCAAGAAUAUGCACAUUUGAAUUUUAGCCAGGAACACUACUUCGAGAACAUCCUGGAGAAUCUCAAGUCCGAGGCCCACAAGAGUCUGAAGAAGCUCAGAGAGCCAGUGGAUCCCAACUUGUGGAUCAUUGGUGCUGCUGUGGUGAACGCUUUUUACUCUCCCAACAGAAACCAGAUUGUGUUUCCAGCGGGUAUCCUGCAGCCACCUUUCUUCAGUAAACAUCAACAACAGGCUCUGAACUUUGGUGGAAUCGGAAUGGUCAUCGGCCACGAGAUCACACAUGGAUUUGAUGACAAUGGGCGUAAUUUUGACAAGGACGGAAACAUGCUCAACUGGUGGAGCAAUUACUCUGCGGAGCAUUUCAAGGAGCAGUCACAGUGCAUGGUGCAGCAGUACGGAAAGUUCAACUGGAAGCUGGCGGGUGGGCAAAAUGUAAGCGGAAUCAGCACUUUAGGGGAGAACAUCGCAGACAAUGGAGGGGUUCGCCAAGCCUACAAGGCUUACCUCAAGUGGGUGGAGACUGAAGGGGAAGAGCCUCGCCUGCCCGGUCUAGACAUGGAUCACAAGCAGCUGUUCUUUCUUAACUUUGCCCAAGUUUGGUGUGGUGCUUAUCGGCCCGAAUAUGCGAGCCAGUCCAUCAAGACAGACUCUCACAGCCCAUUAGAAUACAGGGUUCUUGGUUCGCUCCAAAAUUUUGAAGCUUUCUCAGAGGCAUUCCAGUGCCAAAAAGGCAGUCCGAUGAACCCCGAGCAGAAGUGUCGCAUCUGGUAGAAGGCUUUAUAUGCUUCGUAUGUCGUAAAGGAGACCCAGUCUUCACGCUGACUGUCUGCAAGGACUCCGUUCAUUUGGGCUGACACCGAUUAUUCCAGUCACAGUUGUUGUAUUUGGAACUGGUGACAUCUUGGGUUAGUUUCAUAGCUUGAAAGCAAACUUUUUGGUGGAUUCACGAGGCAACACUAACAUUUUCUGUGAAGCAAUUUUUAUUUUACCAGGAAUGUUCUGUGCAGAUCGUUAAAGCAAAUCUUUGUGAUUAAUUCAUGAAUGUUUUAAUUCAACCGCCGUGAAGUGUACCACCGUGAGCGUUUGCCGAAGUAAUGAAAACAUUGGCAGCUACAAGAGAAUUAGUUCCACUCUGUGAGUUUGCCAAUUGACUGCUACAUCCAGAAAAUUACCUGAGAUUUAAGACUUCAAUCUUUGCAGCUUGAACCUCAAAUUAACAUUCUGAGGGAGCGGCAGGUUUUAAAAAUAAGUCAGCAAAGAUUUAAAUUUUGUCUUUCCAGAAGCUUUUGUUUGAGUGUGCACAUUACUUGUAGUUGAGGAUACAAAUAGUGAUUCUUAAGAAUGUGAACCCAGAACGAGGAACCUGUCCAACCCAUGAUUUGUUUGAAUUUUAACUGAUAGUUUGAGGAAUACAUUUUCUUCAGACGGUUAAAUGUUAACCUCAUGAAAUAUUUUCAUACAGUACAGAUCCCUAUGUUAUGUAGUACGGUAAUUGUUGUCAUAUUAUAAAAGCAAUGUAGUAAAGAUUACAAAUGAUAUUUCCCAUUUUGUUAGGUUUUACUGUCACCAAAAAUGUGAAAGAAAAAAAAAAGUUAGCGACAAGUGACAAUAAGUCCCCGUUUUGCUUUUAGUUUCAUUAUUCACAUUGUACAUAUUGUCUAACUGUAAUAAUUAAUUCCCACCCCCCCACCCUCAAAAAACAGUUUUUAAGGCAUUUCUGGAUUAUUUCUUUUUUUUGAUCAUCUUGUGUUUUUGGUCGAAUUUUGAGUCAUACGAUCUUGGAAGUGUUGAGUUCAAAGAGUCUGUUGUAUAAACACGUCUGGUAGCCAAUUUAUUUUGAAUAGUCAAACAAGAGAAAUCCUGAUUGUAGCAAAGCUGUUUAAAAAAAAAAAAAGAAAUUUGCUGUUGUGAAUACGACUUUUGACAAUAAUUCCCUUUUCAUUUUUAGUGCUGUAAUACAUAUUUUCCACGUUGACUCAUGAUUGCUGAUUCCAACACAAAAAGUCACCCAAACUUUGCAAAACCAAAAAAAAAAAAAAAAAAAACAUUUGCCUACUACUUUGAAACAAGUACAAGGACAAGGAGGUAACAAGGAAGACCUCAUUUGUUGCCAAGAUGUAAAAAAGUAACAACUUUUGCAUUUCCUAUUGUGAGUACCACUUUUACAAUCUUUUUGUUUUUCUCCUUUGGUGUCAUUAUGCUUUGCUUGUUGUCUUAUCACCCUUGAUUUUUGGCAAAAAUGUCAACGCAAGUUUAAAAAAAAAUGAUACAUACUAUAACAAGUCAUUAUGUAUUGUUUUAUCGCAUUUUUUUUUUUUUGGGUGACGAUGUGGAUUUGAGCUUUCUGGAAUCGUUGUAGUCUGUAGGAAUUUUUGGACACAAACGCUUACACAAGAACGGCCGACUGAACAGGCAGCGGCAAGUAGAACCUCACAUUGAGUUCAUGGAGAGGAAAGGACAACAAUGCCUUGUGACCGCCAAUAAGACCCCGGACGAAUGGGGCUGGGACUGUUAUUUUCUAUAUUCUUAUUACCAAGUAACGGCAGGAGACUCAAAUCGGAGUAUAGACGGAGAUAGUUGGAGGGCGUAGAGUGGUGUAAUUAAUGUUGCUUCUGUGGUGUAGAGAGCUUAAAAUAAACACACACACAUUCAGGUUGCCUUGUGACUGUUUAGUCUGAAUGUCCUAUAGUCUACAAGAUAAGUACUAGAUAUACAUUUGUUAGUGUACUUCUUUGAUGUUCUUCACAGGAUUAUUCACAUGUAGACACAUCAGGUGACAUCUACAUGGUGAAACUGUGCUGUUAUUACCAGCCAAGUACUUAUAUAGAUAUAUAAAUAUAUAUACAUACGCAAACACACACACACAUAGAACUAGAGUGUAUUUCAUAUAUGUGACACACACACACACCACACACACACACACACACACACACACACACACAUAUGUGAGAGGAGGGGAAUUUAUCUAUUUAUAAGAUUUCAUUGUUGGUUUGCCCAAUUUCAAAUGUAUAAAUGUUUUAUGAAUAUUCCUGCUGUUAAUUUGAUUUCUAAGACUGCUAUUUUU
This is a messenger RNA of Syngnathoides biaculeatus (alligator pipefish), 4830 nucleotides long. RefSeq names its product membrane metallo-endopeptidase-like 1 (gene mmel1). Lineage: Eukaryota; Metazoa; Chordata; Actinopteri; Syngnathiformes; Syngnathidae. Gene Ontology annotation, cellular component: plasma membrane. Bases 225 to 2537 code for a protein of 770 amino acids. The record is from RefSeq and is a predicted model, not a curated record. Gene Ontology annotation, biological process: protein processing. Gene Ontology annotation, molecular function: metalloendopeptidase activity. The transcript has 24 exons.